Molecule: messenger RNA, 1311 nt
Organism: Peronospora farinosa
Lineage: Eukaryota; Oomycota; Peronosporomycetes; Peronosporales; Peronosporaceae
Source: the annotation of a GenBank genome assembly
AUGACUUCUUCCAUCGAGUCAUCGGCGUUGCUGCGGACGACCAGCGCAGCGCUGAGUCCGUCGCAAAAGGUGCCAAUUGCUUCCUUCUCUUCCUUCCCCAGCUCUACCCAAGCCCGUGCUCCCGGCCCUACUGAAGAAGGUUCCGCCUUCUCCUCUUUUCUCGGACUGGCCACAACCAUGACGGGUGCCUGCGUAUUGACACUUCCGGGCGUCCUACAGGCUGUGGGCCAAAUCCCAGCACUUUUCCUGUUUGCUAUGAGUGCGUGGCUGGCUUUCCACGCCUGUGAGAUGCUCAGUGUGUGCUGUGACGCUGCCUGUGAGUUCUCGUACGAGGCGCUGAGCUCCCGACUUUUUGGAGCAGCAGGUGUGUGGUCCGUGCGGUUCCUGACACUUGUGCUGCUGUUUGGAGCCAUUGUGAGCUAUAUGGUGAUUGCUAUGGACUUGCUCGAGCCGUUCUUGAUCAACAUUAUGAGUCGUGGAACCAUCGGGCUAUUCUUCAUGCUCGUGGCUAUUCCAUUGUGUCUACCAGAGACCAUGCACGCGCUCCGCUUUGCCAACUUGUUGGUGCUGCUGUGUCUGCUCUAUAUUCUAGUGGCACUUGGGGUACGAACAGUGCAGAACGACCUCGAGUUUGCUGCUCAGAUCCCAAGGAAUCGCGCGGAUGAAUUCAAUUCAAAGCUCGCGGCGGUGGCGUAUGUACUACCCAUUGUCAUGUUGAGCUUCGUGUGUCAACUAAAUGUUCCACGGGCGUACCAGGAGAUCUACGACAAGACACAGAUGACACUUGUGCACAAGGCACUCGUGGGAUGGGGACUCUUUAUCUAUCUUCUCUUUGCGUACCUUGGAUACGCGUGCUUCCACGGACAACCGCCAAGCGACAUUCUCACAGGAUUCGCGGCGGAUGACAUGCUCAUCAACGGUGCACGUCUUGCGCUUGGUAUCAGUAUGGUACUCAAGACACCGAUGACUUUCCAACCGCUGCGUCAGCUCGUGGAAAUCUGCUGUUUGGGCCGCAAUCGCGAGAGUUUACCAUUCCGGACGGCGAUCACUGUGGUCUUUUUGCUGCUCGCCUACUUACUUUCUGUAUCCUCGCGUAAUUUGGGCACUGUCAUGGCUUUUGUCGGUUCAGUAGCGGGCAAUUUACUCGCUCUCACGGUCCCAGGGCUCUUCCUGUACGAGAUAUCGCGUAGUUAUCUCGUGGAACGUGACGCUUUCUACUCGUCGCGACUGGCGCUCACUUUUGUUUACGCUGGUGGAGUCUUUUCAGUGGCCUCACUUGCCUACCUGUCGUACAACGCGCUCGUGGGCUGA